This is a messenger RNA of Cladocopium goreaui, 1638 nucleotides long. The record is from the annotation of a GenBank genome assembly. Lineage: Eukaryota; Dinophyceae; Suessiales; Symbiodiniaceae.
AUGGAACGCUACAAAGCGGUGAUAUUUGACUUGGACGGUGUGCUGGUGGAUACUGAGGGAGCCACCUGUGAGUGGAUUGCUCAGCUCCUCCGACCGCACGGUCUUCAGUGGACCCGCGAACUUCAUCGGCGAGUUGCAGGCACUGUGAAGUUUUUCCCUGAGCGAUGCUUGGAGCUGUUGGAGGUCUCUGCGCAGAGGAAGGCCGAGCUGCUCCAGUGGCUGCCACCAAGACUGACCUCGCCAGAGUACAACGACUACGUAGGAGAACGUCUGGCAAUCAAAGCAGGUGCUGUUGCCUUGAUACAGCGCUUGCAAUCCCUGCAGAUUCCCCUGGCCCUAUGCACCAGCCGCAAAGGUGAUGGCCUGCAAGCCUUGAUGGAUCUCAGAGUGGAGCUGGCUGAGCUAUUACAAGCUCUGAAGGUUCAGGUUGUUGGAGCCAUUGAUCCUCGCAGUGGCCAGCAACUGAAGGGAAAGCCUGACCCGGAGGUGUACAGCGCUUGUGCUGAGAUUCUGGGAGUGGAAGCAAGCCGAUGCGUGGUGUUUGAAGAUGCUCCAUCUGGCGUUCAAUCAGCAAAGGCUGCUGGUUGCUUCACAGUUGCUGUUCCGGAGAUGUGGAUGAUUGGCGACCCAGCGGCGGAAGAGGUUUUUGCCCUUGCAGACCUUCGCCUGGAAUCUUUGGAAUCCCUGCUUCAACCGGAGGCAAGUGCUUGGACUGGUCUUUUUGGACCGCUACCUCCGCUUCUUGUAGGUUUUGGCAACCCAACGGUCGACGUGAUCUCAGUGAUUGAUGACCUAGGAUCCCAUUUGCUGGAAUUCGGAUUGUCCCCUGGCACAGAGGCCACAGGUUUGCAGGAUUCGCAGAAGGUGGCACUGGUUGAGCUAGCCAUGAAGAAUCCAAGCGCCAAGGUGGCCGGUGGUGCGUGUAUGAAUACGCUGAGAGUUGCGUCAUGGUGGGGCUUGCGUGGUGCCUUUAUUGGUGCAAUCGGCAGAGACAUGGAGGGACUGAUCAUUCAGGAAGCCUUAGUUGAUGCAGGGGUUGUGCCAUUGCUGAAGCAGGUGGAAAAGAACACCGGUAUUUGUGGCGUAUUGGUGGACAGUAAAAAUCGCGAUCGCACCCUCUCAAUGGUCAGGGGUGCAGCUGCGGAGCUUGAUCCAAAGUGGCUAGAAAAGUCCAGUGUUUCCUGUCUCGUGAAUGAGGCGUCCAUGGUUUACAUCACCUCUUUUGUUCUGACUUCUCAGCCUCGCAUAGCCGCUGCCGAAGCGUUGGCAAAGAGUGCUCUGAGAAAUUCGACGUCCAGGACACGGCUGUGUUUGAAUCUCUCCUCAGCCGGACUUCUGCGGAGAGUCAAGGAUUCCUUGUUGCAGUUGUUGCCAGAGUGCUCCUUUCUCUUUGGAAAUUGUGGAGAGCUUCGAGCUUUUGCGGCGCUCAUGGGCUGGACUGCCAUAGCUGCCACUGCUUCGGAAUCGGAUUUGGACCAAUUGGAACUCAUCAAACGCCUGGCUGCCAUGCUGAAACCUGGUGGGAUGGCAGUCAUCACAGCAGGUGCUGAACCAACCAUGGUGGCAACUGGAGAUGGCUAUGCCCAGUGCUUUCCUGUCCCAUUGUGGCAGCACCUUUGUCAGACUGCAUCCAAAGAG